ACCGCCGGUUUUCAAAAAUGGCGUCUAAAAGAAAUUUGUACAGACCUGCACAAGUGCAAGAAAAUGUUGGCCAGCAAAAGCCGAGGAAAACAUUGGCCCAAGGUCGCUUGAUUACAAAUAGCCGUCCUCCAACUGGUUUCAAUGCUGGUAGCAAUCCAUCUUCAGGUCUAAAAGGAGGACAUACUGGUGGUGUCCUUACACAGGGUCAUUUGAACACUAGCAAUGUCUCCACCGGUAGCAUUUCGGGGCUUCAUGCAUCCAACUCGUCCCUCAACAAUUCCCACCAUACCUCUCUCAUACAGGGACGGCUGGAGGGAUCACUGUUCUCACCAAGAAGAGAGGUACCAAUGGUGAGUGAAGAAAGAACUCCGAACCAUGGUGGCCCUGCAGGUAGUCUUGACCUGACAGACAGUGAGGCAGGGGAUGAGAUGUCUGAGCCGAGGUCACACUAUCCGAGGCCUUCAGAGGUUCUGUGGGUGGAUGCUUCAAGGCGGACUUUGAAUCCAGACGUGUCAGAGGUCGACAUUCGUAUUGGUGUGGACGCCUCCCCUGUAAAGAUUGUCUGUCACUCCCCCUCCCGCAUAAAUCAUACAAGACAGAAUCAUGGGAAAAGCACACCAUCUCAUGCAGAUGUGGAAAACAUGAAAAUACAGUCCCACAAAAAAUCCAUUAUAAUCAAAGAAAAAGUAGCAGGUAAAUAUGAAGAUGAUCAUAUAGACCCAUACACAGCUGUCCAGUCUGUACCCAUGUCCCCCAACUUCAGUACCAGUGACAGGAAAGUGCUCCAAUCUCUGCCCUCCAAUAUCUCCCAGCCCAACUUCAGUGACUCGGGUGGCUCUGAUGUGUUGUAUGUUGACCACCAUGAACAUGAUAAGAUGUCUGUACGAAGCGAGGAUGACUCGGUGUCGUUGAAAGACAAUAAAGAUGUGGUGGUCACCAACCAUAAGUUAAAAAUUGGGGACAGAACACCGGGUUCAGCAAAAAAAAUAAAAGGACCAGAGACAGCCAAGAAAAAGAAACCAGGCCGUGUAAUACCGUCCCGUUUUAUGCAGGCCAUGGAAACCAAAGUAAAGACAUCACUCUCAUCCAGGAUGGAAAAGACAUCAACAGAUUCCACCAAAGGAUCCAGAAGUUUGGACAUGCCCCAAUCCACCCGUAAAGUUGCUCGCAAUCCACGACCAGCAUCCUCCUCCUCUGCGUCAGCCAGUAAGAAGGAGAAAGAGACGAGGCGACCUUCCACACCAGAAAAUCAGUCCAUGGCGUCGUCCACGGGAGGUAAAACCUCCACCCCAACAAUGGACUGCUCCAAUUUUACUCAUGAAAUGGACAUUGAUGCCUCGGCUAUACACCCUGAAGCGUCAAUUCUUGCAGGUGGACACGGGGUCUCCAAUCAAGGUCGUACAAGGUCAAGAUUACAACAUGACCUUGCGGAUGACCUUUUGGGUCAGUCCAUUGUCUCCAACGUAUCAAUAUACCAUCAGUCAACUGUCUCAUCAAAGCCAAAACAGAAAAAGGAUGCAAAAAGUGCACAGAAAGCGAUAGACCUUCAAUACAUGUUUUCUCAACAGUGGGCCUUCCUAGAAGCAAAGGCCAAACAAACCUUGCAUGAGCAGGAGCAACAAGCUAUGGCUCAAAUAUACGGUGUGUACGAGGAAGUAGAAAAGUUGCGUAAAGAAAAAACAGAAAAAGAUAAAUACCUUGCCAGGCUCCAGCAUACUAAUAACACGGAUCACAUGGCUGAAGUGCAGCGUCAGUGCUUGGGCCCCGUUGUGAACAGUCUGCCCGAACUUCAGAAGCAGUACAGCAACCUGGCGUAUGCACUGGACACCACGCGACAUCAGAUACCAAUGACAGAGGUCUACGUGCCAGACAACAAAGAACAGUUUGAAGCCAAACUGGAAGCCCAUCUGCUGGAGAGCGAGCGCCUGCUGGGAGAAAUCUCGUCCAUUACUCGGCAGGACGUGCCCAACAUAGUGAGCAUGGGUACUGCCCUGUCAACCAUGGAACAGUCCGUAGAAACCAUGAAAAACGAACUGAAAAAGAGUGAGGAGUUGCUAGCGGCGGUGGAAACUUUGACGAUACAGGAGUGUUCUUUGCGGGUUCAGUCCAUCCAAACACUGGAACUAACCUGAUGUGUGCGGCAACCAAGACUACAAAAGUCCCGCAUUACCCACUGUUAUUUAUUCUUAGUGCCUUCAACAGUUGAAACUAGUGAUGUUUUUUGACUGGCCUCAAGUGUAUGUUUUCAAGUGAUAAAAUGUUGUGUAAGUGAGUUUCAGAUAAGGAAUAUACCAGAACCUUUCACGCAAAAUACCUUAAUUAUCAUUAUUUUAUUAAAAAAAAAAAUUAUAAUAAAAAUAUAAAAAUAUAAAAAUAUUUUCUCCCUUUAAUAUUCAUGCAGAUGGAAGUGAUAUGUUUGUGAUAUUGUUUUCAUGAAUAUAUUGGUCAAAUGCUGGGCUUAUCAUAGGCUGUUUACAAUUUUUAAAUAUUUUUUUACAAAUUUUAACCUUUACAGACCAUAAGCAACCAUGUUCACACAGACCCAAUAAUUAUGUGGUCUUGCUAUUUUCCUUCAUAAAAAGAGUUGUACCAAAUGCUGAAGUAUCAUUAAAAAUGAAACAUGAAGAAAUUUAAGUAAAGAAAUGAGCACAUAGAUUAUGCAAGUACAAACCUUUGAAUAUGUAAUAAAAAGCAAAUAGAUAAUAACAACUCAGGGGUUUUCAGCCUUGUUUAACAGGGGCCUGUUAAAGGCCCCUUAAUAGGCCCCUUCCCAAUUGAAAAUUUCUUCAAAAUCAUGCAGUUUUCCCCAAAAUCCUAACUUACACCAGCUUUUUCAUUUCCCAAAGCAGAAAUUUUAGCAAGAAUGCUUCCCAAAAUGAGCAAUUUCUUCCCAAAAUCCAUAGGCUAGGGCCUCUUCCCAAUGAAGCGAGGAAAACCCCUGCAACUAAGGUGCACUGGGGUAUAUAUAUAGAAAAAAAACGAGUAAGUCAUGCCACAUUUGUCUUACAAAGGGUAAAAAGAAGUAUUGAAAAUAAAACCUGUUCAAUCUACAAAAUAUACAUUGGAUAAAACAUCCAUAACUUGUAAAUGCCGAUUGCACAUUAAAAGACUAAAUGCGUUAAGUUUUUGGUAAGUUGUCUUCAAUCUUAUAUUGUGCCAGGCCAGUUCGGAAAUUAUAUGUAGUAAAGAUCAAGCUAGUUUUUUAUAAAAAAAAUGGUUAUAUGAUAAUGGUUUUCUUUCUAAAUUGUGUCUUUACUAAAUGUUAAGUCUGUGAUGUAGAUUUAUAGUUUUGUGUAUAAAAUAUUUACAAAAGAAGUUUAGUAUUUUCAUUAUCAUUUUAGAAGUAGGAAUGAAUUUAACUUAUUUAAAUUAAUAUAAAACUUAACAUUGCUGGAGCAAUAAUUACUAAAUAAGUAGUAAUUGUUGCACAAAUUGUUAUGGUAUGAAUUUAUAAAAACUAAAUGUAUAAACAAACUGUUGUGAUGCAUAACUGUGUCCAUUUGCAAGAUAAAGUAAGUAUAAAUAUUUUAUUAAAAACUUAAAUGCUUAUCAUUAUUAUUAAGUUAAAAGUAUAUGGUUGCUUGCUGUUAAAGUAUGUUCAUGGUUUGGGAAAGUUUCAUAAGCUUACUGCAUUGAAUUUAUUGUUAUUAACCAGGUUUUCCGAAGGAAAAAACUGGUUAUUAGAUUGGCGAAUGCGGGCGGGCUGGCUGGCUGGCGGGCUGGCGGAAUAAGCUUGUCCGGGCCAUAACUAUGUCGUUCAUUGUCAGAUUUUAAAAUCAUUUGGCACAUUUGUUCACCAUCAUUGGAGGGUGUGUCGCGCGAAAUAAUUACGUCGAUAUCUCCAAGGUCAAGGUCACACUUUGAGUUCAAAGGUCAAAAAUGGCCAUAAAUGAGCUUGUCCGAGCCAUAACUAUGUCGUUCAUCGUCAGAUUUUAAAAUCAUUUGGCACAUUUGUUCACCAUCAUUGGACGGUGUGUCGCGCGAAAUAAUUACGUCGAUAUCUCCAAGGUCAAGGUCACACUUUGAGUUCAAAGGUCAAAAAUGGCCAUAAAUGAGCUUGUCCUGGCCAUAACUAUGUCAUUCAUUGUGAGAUUUUAAAAUCAUUUGGCACAUUUGUUCACCAUCAUGGGACGGUGUGUCCCACGAAAGAUUCACGUCAAUAUCUCCAAUGUCAAGGUCGCCACGACUAAAAAUAGAUUUAAAAAAAAAAAAAAACUUACAAAGGGGGUUAAUUUUUUUUGGUCAUUUCAAAAGUUCAGUUUGAGUUUUCUCCCUUUAUCAGAUUUUUUUUUCACAAUGAAAGCCUGGUUUUGUGACAAUUUUGUCCCUUGUUUUGGUAUUAAAACAAGGCCAUUUUGUUAGAUCUGAUACAUUUUAUUUAAACCUUGAAGCAUGUAUUUGAUAUGUUGUUCUUAAAAAAAAGAGAGAUUAAUUCUGUUGUUCUUGUUAUGUUGUUUGUAACAUUGAGCAAACUUUUGUAUAUGCAUUUGUUUUUACGCCUCAACAGAGUGGGGCAUUGAGGAUUGCACUUUUCUGUCCAGUUAUCCACUCCAAUGCUUGUGUGUUGAAAUUUUUUUUACUACUUUUUGGAUCUUGCUCAAAUUUCAUGGUUAAAUUACCUUAAUUUACACAUUUUGGCUGUCACGUGUUUGGCUAAGUAAUAGCCUUAUGUUUGUAGUUCCACUAUAGAAAAAAUAGUCCCAAAAUUGUGAAGUCCACUUAAACUGCUGGGUUGAUAUCGCUAAUCAUUUCACAGUUGAAUGAACUUAAUGUGUAGAUAGUUAAAAACACGGGAAUAAUGUCUGGUGAGUGUUGACGCAUUAUGGCCAUUUGUUUCUGUUCUGUCUUCCAUAGAAUAUAUAGUCCCACAAGUUUAUUGUUAAACUUCUUUUAAGCAACAAUAUGAAUCUUGAUCAAACUUUCACAGUUGAAUGAAGUUAAUGUGUUUCAUAGUAAAGAAAGAAAUUUUGACUCUACCAGUUUACGCUACAUUUUAGCCAGUUUGUCUUUUGUCCACUGUUAAAUAUAAAGUGGAUUUGUUAAUAUCCUAAACAUAUUUUGUGGGGGCAUCAGUAUCUCGGACGUAUUUCUAGUUAAUCAAGAAUUUCAAUAGUAAAUCCGUCUCGUUUUUAUGCCCCCGGAUCGAAAGAUCAGGGGUAUAUUGUUUUUGGCCUGUCUGUCUGUCAUUCUGUCCCAAAACUUUCAGGUUACAGUAAAGUUUUGCAAUAACUUUUGAAAUGUUGAACAUAGCAACUUGAUACUUGGCAUGCAUGUGUAUCUCAUGGAGCUGCACAUUUUGAUUGGUGAAAGGUCAAGGUCAUCCUUCAAGGUCAAAGGUCAAAAAUUAAAAACUUUAAUAUAUUAAAGUUUUGCAAUAACUUUUGAAAUAUUGAACGUAGCAACUUGAUAUUUGGCAUGCAUGUGUAUCUCAUGGAGCUGCACAUUUUGAGUGGUGAAAGGUCACGGUCAAGGUCAUCCUUCAAGGUCAAAGAUCGAAAAUUUAAAACUUUAAUAUAGUAAAGUAUUGCAAUAACUUUUGAAAUAUUGAACAUAGCAACUUGAUAUUUGGCAUGCAUGUGUAUCUCAUGGAGCUGCACACUUUGAGUGGUGAAAGGUCAAGGUUAUCCUUCAAGGUCAAAGGUUUAAAAAAAAGCGGUGCAUUAAGGGGCAUUGUGUUUCUGACAAACACAUCUCUUGUUAGUUAAUACAACAUGAAGUAUAUACAAGAAUUUUGUUAAAGUCCAGUUAUUUGAAUAAUUUACCUUGGAUAUUGUGUGAUGUAAAGAACUUAUUUACUCUAAAUUAUCUUGUCAAAGUGUUACAAUCUUUUCAUUUCAAAAUGCUUGUUUGUUUUUACAAAACAUACUCUACCAGUAUUUUAAAUAUGCACAUGAUUAAUUUUCAGCCAAUGCAGUUAUAUGAUAAACAAACCUUGUCAUGAUCAGUUGAUUUGUACAUACUUGUUAAAUUUGUGUAUAUUGAAUAAAGAAAUAUAGACGUA
Messenger RNA from Dreissena polymorpha, 6001 nucleotides. RefSeq names its product HAUS augmin-like complex subunit 8. Bases 18 to 2132 code for a protein of 704 amino acids. NCBI's taxonomy places the organism in Eukaryota, Metazoa, Mollusca, Bivalvia, Myida, Dreissenidae. Gene Ontology annotation, biological process: spindle assembly; centrosome cycle. Gene Ontology annotation, cellular component: centrosome; cytoplasm; nuclear microtubule. The record is from RefSeq and is a predicted model, not a curated record. The transcript has 16 exons. Gene Ontology annotation, molecular function: microtubule binding.